AUGUCUUCCUCAGCUAUCUUCAUCCUCGAUCUCAAAGGAAAGACCAUCAUCUCUCGUAACUAUCGUGGCGAUGUGGAUAUGGGCGUCAUCGAUCGCUUUCUUCCUCUGUUAAUGGACCGCGAAGAGGAUGGAUUAGCAUGCCCAGUGAUCUCAAGUCAAGAUGCUACUUUUGUCUAUAUCAAGCACAACAAU
Messenger RNA from Cylicostephanus goldi, 192 nucleotides. NCBI's taxonomy places the organism in Eukaryota, Metazoa, Nematoda, Chromadorea, Rhabditida, Strongylidae. The record is from the annotation of a GenBank genome assembly.